AAAAACUAAGUAUAAAUGUCAAGUCAUGAUUAGAAAUACAAAUGUUUACCAUAAAAAGAUUCUAGAAAGUAGAUCUCUUGUCUCUUGUCAGAUAAGUGUACUAUAUUAAUCGCCCUUAGUUCGUCUAAAGUCACUGUAGAAUCUCCUGCCGGUUCCGAUUGGUAUACACAUUCACAAUUUCACAGUUACUUGUUAAUUGUUAUAUCCUUCUGCCGAUGACAAGUGUCUAAAUACUGAAAUGACACAAGGAUUGAUCAUUCACACGGGUAACAUUUUACAGCUUCCAGAUCUGAAAAGAAAACCCGGCCACACACCUGCUGACGAGCUUAAUGAUACUUUGAAAAUUCAACUGUCUAAACCAUUGGCUGAGGGAAGUCAUGAGAUAUUUGCUCCAUCCGAGUUGUCAUCCCUACUAAAUCCAGAGGAACGUAAUUCACAGAAAAUUACGGUCAAACUAUUUCUUUCCACACCUCAACCAGAAUAUGUGAAAACUGCCUUAGAUGCAGCUCUUCAAGAACUUGGAGCAACUUAUGCGGACCUAUUUUUAAUCUCUUGGCCUUCUGGGAUCAACUUGAAGGAUAGUGAAACUUUGUGGAAUGCCAUGGAGAAUGUCUUUGAUCAAGAAAAAGCACAUUCAUUAGGAGUAAGUGAUGUUGACACCCAAGGAUUUGUGGAGCUGCAUAAUUCUGCAAGAAUCAAACCUGAGGCUAUUCAGAUAAACUUGGAAAGUUGUUGUGUUGUGCCACCUGAAUUGGUGACCUUUACUAGGGAGAACAACAUUCAACUGCUAACUCACAAUGACCCUCAAAAUAUUCUACCAACUGAGACUUUGAAGAACAUUGUACCAUCCCUUGAAGAAGUAUUGUGGACUGUAAGAUAUCAAACACUUUUGCGCUGCAGAGGGAUCAUAAAAAACAAGGGAUAUGUUAUUAGUACCCAUAUUGAUUGAAUUCAUUAGGUAGCUGGCAUUUAUCAGCUUGUGUUUACCCCUCCUUUUUUGUUGUUAAAGACCUUAUGAGGUGCCAUUUUGCAUUUGAUUCUGUUUCAGUAGUUUUAAGUAUUUAGUCUAAUUGCAUUUAUUUGUACACUAAAUAAUGAAGAAAAUUUACUUGAUUAUGGGGUUAA
Daphnia pulex (common water flea) is the source of this 1125-nucleotide messenger RNA. RefSeq names its product glutamate--cysteine ligase regulatory subunit-like (gene Gclm). Lineage: Eukaryota; Metazoa; Arthropoda; Branchiopoda; Diplostraca; Daphniidae. Gene Ontology annotation, cellular component: glutamate-cysteine ligase complex. The record is from RefSeq and is a predicted model, not a curated record. The transcript has 4 exons. Bases 239 to 949 code for a protein of 236 amino acids. Gene Ontology annotation, biological process: glutathione biosynthetic process. Gene Ontology annotation, molecular function: enzyme regulator activity; glutamate-cysteine ligase catalytic subunit binding.